AUGAAGACAAAGAUCCUUCUUUUCCUUGGGUUGCUAUAUGUUGCGUGUUCUUGUGCUUUCCCUGUGGUUCCAGAAAAGGAGAAACAAGAUAUGCAGUUGGCUAAGAAAUAUCUGGAAAAUUUUUAUGAAUUUAAAGAAGAGAAAAGUUCUCUCUUUAAAUCAAAGAACCUCAAUCACAUGGCCAACAAAAUCCGAGAAAUGCAGUCAUUUUUUGGGCUAGAGGUGACUGGGGAGCUGAAUCCUAAGACACUUGACUUGAUGAAGCAGCCUAGAUGUGGAAUACCAGAUGUCCGUUCAUACAGCACCUUCCCACAGAGCCCUAGGUGGAGGAAAGAAGAUGUGACAUAUCGGAUUUUGAACUACACUCCAGACAUGUUACAAGCUGAUGUAGAGGAAGCAAUUGCAAAAGCCUUCCAGCUCUGGAGCAGUGUCACCCCUUUGAGAUUCACCAGAAUCUACAGUGGUCAAGCAGAUAUCAUGAUCUCCUUUGCAGCUGGAUUUCACGGUGACUUCUAUUCCUUUGAUGGUCCAGGAGGAACUCUGGCUCAUGCUUAUCCCCCCAGCAGUGGGAUAGGAGGAGAUGCCCACUUUGACGAAGAUGAAAACUGGACCAAAUUUACUACCUAUCAAGGAUACAAUUUAUUUCUCGUUGCUGCUCAUGAGUUGGGCCACUCACUGGGUCUUGGUCAUUCCAAUGUCUUCGGUGCUUUGAUGUAUCCUAUAUAUAUGGCCAGGGAUACAAGAGACUACAGGCUUCCUCAAGAUGAUAUUGAUGGCAUUCAGGCCCUCUAUGGACCCCCCAGGGAAUCUUCUGCACUUCCAACAAAAGCAUUUCCCCCACAAGAUCCAACUGAAAUGACACCUGCAGAAGCACCAACUGAAAUGUCACCCCGCGAAGAACCAACAGAAACUACACCCUCCAAAGCCCCCACAAGACCAGAGGACUGUGACCCUCAUUUGACUUUUGAUGCUAUCACCACUCUUCGUGGGGAAAUACUGUUCUUCAAAGGCAGCUAUGUCUGGCGCAAAAGUCCAUAUUUCUCAGACAUUGAGCACGACACCAUCUCCUCAUUCUGGCCAUCACUGACAGCUGGCUUUGAUGCGGCUUAUGAGGUUGACAAGAAGGAUCGGGUGCUAUUUUUUAAAGACAACCAGUACUGGGCUGUCAGUGGCUACAGCAUAGAAUCAGGCUUCCCCAAGCCUAUUCAGAACCUGGGCUUCCCCACCAGUGUUGGGAAAAUUGAUGCAGCUGUUCAUGACCAAAAUACAAAGAAAACUUAUUUCUUUGUAGGCAACAAGUACUGGAGUUUCAAUGAAAAUACCCAAUCAAUGGAAAGGGGAUAUCCAAGAAAAAUAGCAGCUGACUUCCAAGGAAUUGGCCACGCAGUUGAUGCUGUCCUUCACAAAAAUG
Molecule: messenger RNA, 1411 nt
Organism: Mesitornis unicolor (brown roatelo)
Lineage: Eukaryota; Metazoa; Chordata; Aves; Mesitornithiformes; Mesitornithidae
Product: stromelysin-1-like
Exons: 9
Biological process (GO): collagen catabolic process; proteolysis; extracellular matrix organization
Cellular component (GO): extracellular matrix
Molecular function (GO): metalloendopeptidase activity; zinc ion binding
Source: RefSeq, a predicted model, not a curated record